UUACCAUAAGACUAGAAGUUCAUCAUCGAGGUGAAACAAGGUGUUUCAACUCUCCUAGGUCGAGAAGUAGGGUUUGUUCCACAAUUUACAAUUUAUACAUGGAAAAGAUAGAAAAAACGCAUACAAUUCAUAAAUGUUAACAAUAAGACUACAUAAUAAUGAUAUUUUCUCGCUAAAACAUCACUUAAUAUCCUUAUACCAAUUUGAAGAAUAUAACUAAAACUUACUUUUGCUCUUUUUUUGUAGUGUGUUUACCGUAAAUACUCAACCACUCAUUUAACGUAGUUAGCGUGUAUUGGAGGAUUUGUUGGCACGAUAUAAAUAAAAUAAAUGCAUUAGUAUUGAAUCCCUAACGGUACUGUUUCGCUACUAAUGGGCACUGUUUCAACUCUCCUCUGUUUCAAAUCUCCUCGGUUUCCCCUACUGCAUAAGUAACGAAUGAUAAAUUAAAUAAAAAAAUAUGUUUCAUUCACCAUUCAGUUUAUCGUUACUUUAACUCAUAUAAUUUACAAACUACUAUAUAAGAUACUUCAAUAUUUGUUUUAAAUCGUUUUAUAGCAAACGAUUUUAUGAUUUAUGAUAAUUAAAACUUGGAAUGGAAAAUGUAUUAUUUGACCCACGCACUGUAAGAUUUGUUCCUAUUCGGGUAGUGGAAGCUCAGAUGAAAAUUCACGACUGCAAAAUUUUCACAGUCAAAAUCUUUCGCGGUAAGAAAUUUUGGUAGAUCGUCUUUAGAACUGUCAUUUUUUGUUUUUCCUGGAAUUUGUUCAUGAGAUCUAACGUAUAUCUAAAUAUGUAUACGCAAGAAACAACAACGUGUCGGGUUAUAGUUUUGUCCUGAAAAAGUACGUGGGUUCUGGGCUGAGUGAAUGAAUUGUGAUAGAAGUAAAAUUAUAUAUAAUGCUUAUAUUUCCAUUUAAAAUGGUUGGAACUUGUGACUUUUUCCUUACGUGCUCUUACAAUACAUUCUCCGCUAAUAUUUUCACUCUAAGUAAUUUAUUUUUAAUUUAGCGUAGAAUCAAAACAUGAACAGCCAUAAAGGUAACGCUUCAUGAUGCCAUAACAUCCACCUAAGCCUCAAACGACAAUGUUGCAUGCAAAGGUUGCAUGCAACAAACUGAGCGAUACAUGCUACUUUGUAACACUAAUAAUUAUCGCCAUCAGCCUGGUCUCGCCAUGCCACCACUCGGCGCCCCAUUCCCGAAAGGAUAAACGCAGCGUGUUUUUCGUCAAAUACAACUCCAGCGAACGAAUGCUGAAGGCAGGUUCUGAGAAACCGUCCAUUAAGACCAAGGAAGAGGAUGCCCCUCGCACCAGGCCACACUUUAGUGUGUCUAAAAAUAUGAAUGUUGCUUUCGAUCCCGCAAAGUACACAUGCGACGAGCCGAGCUCAACCGAUUGUAGCAACAAAACAAAUAUUUUUAAGUCGAAAGUAAUCUCCGAAUUUCGCAGGGUACUUAAGGAAUCAUUCGAGGAAAACGAUUUCUACCAUGUAAAAUAUGAGAAGGUGAAAAGUAAAGAAUUGGAAUUUUGUAGACUACGGCGAGCCUCGGUGCGGACCGUAUCCUGGAGGGAUCCACCGUUUGAUUGGAAUGAGAUAGGAAGUUACAUUCCGGUGGGACCGUUAUUCAGCCAAACGAAUGCCACCUGUGCGGUGAUCGCCAGCGCUGGUUCGUUGAAAGGAUCGAAGCUUGGAACAUUCAUUGACCAACAUGAUAUCGUCAUGAGGUUCAACCAUGCGCCUACGAGAAAGUACGAAACAGACGUGGGAUCGAAAACCACCAUACGAGUGGUUAACUCACAGGUAGUGACUAAGCCAGAGUUUAAGCUAUUGACGGCCAAACUGUUUCGAAACAUUUCGAUAGCGGCGUGGGACCCGGGAAAGUUCAACCAAAGUUUGAAUGAUUGGAUCAAAACGCCAGAUUUCAAUCUGUUCGAAAAUUUCAAAAAGUACCACGAGAAAUACCCAGGCUCAAAUUUCCACCUAGUGGAUCCACGCAGCAUCUGGCGAGCGUGGACUGCCCUGCAGGAUAAGACUGAUGUCAAAAUUAUGCGCAAUCCUCCUACUUCUGGUUUCAUCGGAUUGGGACUUUUGAUGCCAGUUUGCCGGUUUGUCGAUAUGAUCGAGUAUAUUCCAAGCAGUCGCAUGAAUGGCCUUUGUCACUACUACGAUUCAGAGAUUAACUCCGUUUGCACUUUUGGCACGUGGCAUCCGCUGGCGGCGGAGAAAUUGUACGUUCUGCGGAUGAACAAUGCAAGUGAUUUUAGCACCUUUCAGCGGGGGAUCGUACGCAUUAGACUGGACAGUGCUGCUUGUUGAUUCGGAAUAGUGCAGGCACAAGUGCUGUCGUCUGCACCCGCCCGAGGAUGGAUGAUCGAGUAAUUGAUACGCGAGAAUGCCAAGGACGGUCGUGAUUUCCCUCCUAAUGCAUGCAAACGCGAAUGUGUGAACGUGUGUGUGUGUUCAAUGCCAUGCUCUGAGUGCAAUUAAUUGUAGGUGUAUCGUGUCUUUUAGAUGCGCCCAUUUCCAUGAUAAAUAUCCAAGAUUACAUCACAGUGAUCCGAUCAAAACAAAUUUAGCUGUCUACUUUUUAUCCAUUAGGGAAGAACUAUAAACACUGAGACUACAGGAACAGUGGAUUAGUAGAAAUAACUCAGAUUUGCAUGAAUGGAAAAUUCAGUUUGAGAAAUUGCAACAAAAGAUUUUGUACAAACUUUCGACAUGGCAAAAGUUUUUUCAUGUAUUCCAAAUAAAUCAUUUUUGAACUAAUCGAGGUAAACAGAAAUUUAUUUCAACACAUCUAAUGAUUAUUUCUGCCACGAUUAUUACUGUUUGGUUUUCCAUAGCAUGUAAUCGAAUUUAGUAACAAUUUUCUUAAAAAAUAUAACGGAUACACUUGU
Molecule: messenger RNA, 2901 nt
Organism: Topomyia yanbarensis
Lineage: Eukaryota; Metazoa; Arthropoda; Insecta; Diptera; Culicidae
Gene: SiaT
Product: beta-galactoside alpha-2,6-sialyltransferase 2
Exons: 5
Coding region: 1088-2320 (410 amino acids)
Molecular function (GO): sialyltransferase activity
Source: RefSeq, a predicted model, not a curated record